Doryrhamphus excisus (bluestripe pipefish) is the source of this 3075-nucleotide messenger RNA. RefSeq names its product solute carrier family 30 member 9 (gene slc30a9). Gene Ontology annotation, cellular component: endoplasmic reticulum; membrane. Gene Ontology annotation, molecular function: monoatomic cation transmembrane transporter activity. NCBI's taxonomy places the organism in Eukaryota, Metazoa, Chordata, Actinopteri, Syngnathiformes, Syngnathidae. The record is from RefSeq and is a predicted model, not a curated record. Gene Ontology annotation, biological process: transmembrane transport; intracellular zinc ion homeostasis; zinc ion transport.
CACGACAUGCCGCUCUCACCCCCACCAAAAGAUUAGCGUCACGGGUCACGUGUUCAUUGUGUUUGUAGCAUUCGCCGGAGUCGCCGCUUGUUGUCCAUAGAUUCGCAAAAUGGACACAGACUAUGCAGAACAAACUUCACCGGAGUAAGCUCCUCUACGUCCGUAGCGUCCGAGCCCGGCUCCAGCCAGGAUGUUCCCCAGCCUGGCCCACAGACCGUGGCAGGUCUUCUGCAGGGUCUCCUGGCGGCACAAGGCGAGCUUUCCCCAGCCCCAGUGUCUCGGUUGGCAAACUGGAAAUGCAUUUAGCUUCUGGUUUAGCCCCCCGGACUGCCGCGUCGCCUCACUGAUUGCAGGCAAAGUCCAAUACUACUCCACCUCUGGAAACGGCAAAGACGAGCCACCAAAAUCUCCAUCGGACACAACUGAAAAGGCGACUGCAAAAUCUGGCACACCGACAGCAGGUUCACCACUUAAGGGGCUAACCAAACUUGAAACAAUACAAGUGAAAGUCAGGGCCGUCCUGAAAAAGCGUGAAUAUGGAACCAAGUACACCCAGAACAACUUCAUCACAGCCGUUAGAGCCAUGAAUGAGUUCUGUCUCAAACCGAGUGACCUGGAGCAGCUGCGCAAAAUCCGAAGGCGCAGCCCCCAUGAUGACACAGAGGCCUUCACCGUGUUCCUGCGCUCAGAUGUGGAGGCAAAAGCUCUGGAUGUGUGGGGAAGCCAGGAAGCUCUCACCAGGGAGAGAAAUCUCCGCAAGGAGGUGGAGCGAGAGUACCAAGAAAAUAUCUUUCGCAGUCAGCAGCUGUUGAAGGAAUACAAAGAUUUUUGGGGGAACACAAAGCCACGGUCAGGCCAGAGGACGACGUUUCUCCAAGGGCCGGGUAAAGUGGUCAUGGUCGCCAUUUGCAUAAAUGGACUGAACUUCUUUUUCAAGCUACUGGCGUGGGUUUACACUGGCUCGGCCAGCAUGUUCUCCGAGGCCAUCCACUCCUUGGCCGACACCUGCAAUCAGGCGCUGCUGGCUUUGGGUAUUAGCCAGUCUAUCCGCAACCCAGAUGCAGUGCACCCCUAUGGCUUCUCCAACAUGCGCUACAUCGCCUCCCUCAUCAGCGGUGUGGGUAUUUUUAUGAUGGGCGCUGGCCUCUCCUGGUACCAUGGCAUCAUGGGAUUGCUGCACCCAGCACCCAUUGAGUCCUUACUAUGGGCAUACUGCAUUUUGGCAGGUUCACUGGUGUCUGAAGGAGCCACACUACUUGUUGCAAUCAAUGAGAUCAAGAGAAGCGCCCACCAACAUGGACUCUCAUUUUAUGAAUAUGUGAUGCAGAGUCGAGACCCUAGCACAAACGUAGUGCUGCUUGAGGAUACCGCUGCUGUGCUGGGGGUCAUUUUGGCUGCAGGCUGCAUGGGACUGACCUCACUCACAGGUAACCCUUACUACGACAGCCUGGGCUCGUUGGGAGUGGGAACGCUGCUCGGCACCGUCUCGGCCUUCCUCAUCUACACAAACACAGAGGCACUGCUGGGGCGCUCCAUACAGGCCGAGCGUGUCCAGAAACUGACAGAGUUCUUAGAAAACGACCCAGCUGUGAGAGCCAUCCACGACGUGAAGGCCACUGACAUGGGACUGAGCAAAGUACGCUUUAAGGCGGAAGUCGACUUUGAUGGCCGAGUGGUCACUCGCUCUUAUUUGGAAAAGCAGGACAUUGACCAAAUCCUCAUUGACAUUCAGCAGGUGAAGACACCCGAAGAUCUGGAGAACUUCAUGCUCAAACACGGUGAGAACAUCAUCGACACGCUAGGUGCUGAGGUGGACCGUUUGGAGAAAGAACUCAAGGAACGCAACCCAGAGGUCCGCCACGUAGACUUGGAGAUCCUAUAAUAGAACAACCUGCCAGAUGGAGAAGACAAAGGAUCUUCUGCCUCCCAUUCCAUACAAAACAAACCUCCACCUCCUCACAGGUUUCAGUGCAGAAUAGUGUGGAAGCAUCUAUAAGGACGUGUGAGAUCCACCCUGAGAGGUUUGAGCGCUGUUGUGGCCAGUGGUGCUACCAGAUAUAAUCCAAGUUUGUUGCAAAAGUUCCAAAAAUGUAUCCUCAAAUUUCAGUACCGGUAUGCACAUUAUCAAUCGUUGCCGUCAGGGGUUUUCAAAGGUUUGCGUAGUGAAGCUUCCUGUCAAGGAAGGUAAAACUUUACAGGCUGGGGCUUCCCAUACUAAUUACAGAAAAAAAUAGAUUUUAGUAUUUUUUUGUGGAAUCUUGCACUGCCCACAGACUCUGUUUCCACUCUCAAUGAAGGAAGUAAACAAAUCAAAUGGAGCUUCUUCACCUCACACUUUGAAAACCCGCUGUUCCACAACUCUACAUCACAUCGUGAUCAAACUACAAACAAACUGCAGCCAACUUGAAACACAUUUUUUUAUAGAUUUUAUUAUAAAUAGUAAAAACAAUAUGGUCUUUUAAAGUACAUUAGAUCCCCACUAUUUGCGUGGAUGUUACAAAAUGCAACAUACUUACAAAACAUGCAUUUAGUUUUGUCAAAAUAUCUUCCUACUGGAAAAUAUCGAGUGAAUUCACUUGUGAGACAGCGCCCUCUGCUGGAUUCAUAGUGCAGCACUAUGCAACACAAAAAACAUCCCCCUUCUAUUAAGGAACAAUUUAAACAGAGGAAAAUAUCUGGGGGAGCAAAUACUGAACCAUAAAUUGGUGGGGCUCUACUGUAUAGAGAAAAAUAUCUUUUGAGCACAGUCUUAAAAUAUUACUAAGAUAAACAUGAAACCCAUUCAUGGCAUAUGUAAACCAACAGGGUAUAAGAAAUAUAUAUUUUUCUUUGCUGACGGGAUACAGUAUAGGAAUUUAUCUUUGUGCAUGCAUCAUCACGCUCAAAUUCACUGGCCAGUGCUUUUAAUUUGAAGCUGUAUUGCAGGUACAAGCUGCAGAUGUCUCAAUAUUAUUACGUUAUUUCGGGGCCCGGUCAUUUCAUCCUGGUGAGGAGGGAUGGAGAUACAUAUUUGUGAAGGUGUUCAUAGUACCAUACUUGACUUUGGGGGGUGGGGGGGGGGGGGCGCCGAGGGCA